GAGGGUUUGUGGUGCUCCCUGAGCUAUCUUUCCUGCGCCAAGAUGCUUCAAAGUUUUAUUAAAAAUAUGUGGCUCCCCUUGAAACCCUACUAUACCCAAGUUUACCAGGAGAUUUGGGUAAGAAUGGGGCUGAUGGGCUUCAUUGUUUAUAAACUCCAUGCCGCCAAUAACAGAUAUAAGGCUGAGAAAGCCGCAGCUUCUGCUCGUGAUCAUCAUUAA
This is a messenger RNA of Cebus imitator (Panamanian white-faced capuchin), 219 nucleotides long. Its product is annotated as ATP synthase subunit ATP5MPL, mitochondrial-like. NCBI's taxonomy places the organism in Eukaryota, Metazoa, Chordata, Mammalia, Primates, Cebidae. The transcript has a single exon. Gene Ontology annotation, cellular component: mitochondrion. The record is from RefSeq and is a predicted model, not a curated record. Bases 43 to 219 code for a protein of 58 amino acids.